Fusarium keratoplasticum is the source of this 837-nucleotide messenger RNA. Its product is annotated as TYR-PHOSPHATASE-2 domain-containing protein. The record is from RefSeq and is a predicted model, not a curated record. The transcript is spliced from 2 exons. Lineage: Eukaryota; Fungi; Ascomycota; Sordariomycetes; Hypocreales; Nectriaceae. Gene Ontology annotation, molecular function: phosphoprotein phosphatase activity. Bases 1 to 837 code for a protein of 278 amino acids. Gene Ontology annotation, biological process: dephosphorylation.
AUGACUCUCUCGCGCGCAGACCUCGAAGCCCUCGCGGCAACUCACGUCCGUGACGCCAUCCCCUCGGAGCCCCUCGCUGCCGCGCUAUCAUCCCCGCCUUUCAUCCCGACCCGCUCCCUCGUCAACGUCCGCGACCUCGGCGCCGUGCCGGGAAGCGCCAUCCGCCCCGGCCGCAUUUUCCGCUCGGGGAUGCUCGACGCUGCCGCCGCCGACCCGGAGGCACUCGCCUGGUUGGCCGCCAACGUCAGUACCGUCUUUGACUUGCGCAGUGAGCGCGAGCGCGCUGGGUAUCCGAGUCCUGAAGUUCCUGGUGUCAAGUUUAUCUUUUAUGAGCGUGAUGGUUCAUAUCCUGGAUCGCCUGACCCUGCUGUUUUCGCUGUUGAUGAUGGAAGUACUGCUUGGAGGGAGCAGUUGCUGGCUGUUGCGAGGGCGUACAAGCCAACCAUCCGUGCUGUUCUAGAGCACGUGAGAGAUAAGCCCCAGGAGCCUUUUCUCUUUCACUGCACAGCUGGUCGUGAUCGCACAGGCGUAGUCGCCGGUCUCCUCCAGACCCUCGCCGGCACGGAGCAGCCCGACGUGGUCUUUGACUACAUGCUCUCCCGCAUCGGCACUGAACAAGCUCGCGACCGCCUCGUCGUCUUCAUCAAGACAGCCCUCGGUGUAGACGACCCCGAGACGCCCGGGUUCUGGAACAUGGCGAGCCUGCGGCCGACCUUCUGGAAAGCCUUUGUCGAGGGGGUUGAUGCCGAGUUUGGCGGGUGGGAUGGCUACGUCACCAAGGCUUUGGGGUUCUCGGCUGAUGAUUUGGAGACGAUCAAGAAGAACCUGAGGGAGUGA